Molecule: messenger RNA, 5860 nt
Organism: Hyaena hyaena (striped hyena)
Lineage: Eukaryota; Metazoa; Chordata; Mammalia; Carnivora; Hyaenidae
Gene: TTC6
Product: tetratricopeptide repeat domain 6
Exons: 32
Coding region: 61-5700 (1879 amino acids)
Molecular function (GO): protein binding
Source: RefSeq, a predicted model, not a curated record
AACUUCUCGCCACUUACGGGGGAGCAGGGGCGUCCCCGCCGGCGGGACACAUUAGUCAAUAUGUCUGCAAUUUCGAAGCAUUUUGGACUGAAAUACAAAGAAGAAUCAUACAUCUUUAAAGAGCUUGAGAAGAUUCGCCAGGAAACUAGAAAGGAUUUUCUCCGAUUCAAGCAGAAGUUGGCCUCCAAGCCGGCUGUGGAUGAAGGCCCAGUGUUGGGCCUCCAGGCCCUCGGUCCUGAGCGUCCUGGGGAGAAAGGCAGCGUUUCCUGCGCCGGACCCCCAAAGCCAUCAGGGUCCCCUCUUCGAGCUAAAGGCCCUACGACCCCUGCUGCGGCCCUCCGGCAGCAGGCGCCCCGAGGCGCAGCGCGGCCCCCCGGCCCGAGCGAGGCUGCCACUCCCGGGAAGACCCGGCCGUUUCGCCCCCAGGACUUCUACUUGCGGAGCUCUGCGUUCCUCCGGUACCGGCCCCAGAAGCCCCCGGUCAUCGCCUCCAGGGCAGGCACGUCCAGACCCAUAGUCCCGACGCCGCCGCCCCCGCCCAGGGAGAGGCCCGGGCCGCGCCUGGCCCCGAGGAGCCCGCCGACCAGGGGCGCCAAGCCUGUCCCGCAACCGGCCCGGGAGGGCGACGCGAAACGGCAGAGCGCUCCGCUCGCAGAGGCCCUCCUGGCCGAAUCGAGGAAGGGCAGCUCCGUUUCCAGCCAGAAGAGCGACGAAGAGGCGGCCGGCCGGCGGUGGCGAGCCAAGAGUCGCACCCUGUCAGUGCGCGAGGGCUCCGUCAGCCUGCCGCGGGAAGGCGCGAGGCCAGCUUCCAAAGGCCAGCGGGAGAGCCUCCUGGCGAGCCACUCGCGGGAGCCCCCGCAGCCGGUGCGAGUGAUCCCGACGUGCAUUGAGGAGGUCAUCGCCUCGCUGCAGUCUGAGGCCCAGCUGGCCUCCGACCGGACUAUCAAAGAGCUCAUCCAGAGCGUCCUCGGCCAGAACUACGACAUUAAAAUGGAAGAUACAUCUUUGAUGGGGAAAGUGAACUGGCACAAGCCAUCGCAAGUGCAAGCAGAGCAAGGGUUACAGAUAAGUUUUGAGGAACCUCAAAUGAAUGUGCCUGAGGAACUUCCUGAAACUUUAUCAAGUAUUUUCCAGUUUGAACAAGAGGAUGUAUUAGAGUGGGGAGUCUCAGAAGCAGAAAGCAUGGUAUUUAAAUCUCAGGAAGCUCUGGAAGUUCAACCAGCAGAUGAAUCAAGUAAAGUUUUGAAAGACGAACAGCCCAUAGAUGAUUCCAAAGCAGCCAAAUGGGAGUCUUUAAAGGUGAAAUCAUCAGAAUUUUUGCAAAUCAGAGGAAAAGAAGUUAAGCAAACACAAAAAAGUAAAUUAGAAAUUCCGCAACAGAGACAAGGAAGGUGUUCAAAACCCCAGUGGGAUCAAAAACUACCUAAAAAAAAAAUUCCUCAAGACUACCCCUCUCCUACCCUUCAUGAUCUGUGCACCACUGUCCCAGCCCAGGAGCUGCCUGUUAACUUGCACCUGGCUUCUCGAGUGUACCAUACAGCUGACAAAAAAGGUCACAGUACUUUGCUUGGGAUAUUGGGAACCUCUUUCUUAGGUGAUCAGUGUACAGAUGAAGAGUACAGAGACAGAAUACUGCAAGGACAUCCUGUUGUGGAUGAUAAUCAAGAAUAUGUUGCAGGACUUCCAACACCACCAGUGGUACUACCUGAUUUGGCACAAGGAAGUAGACAGCGAGCUCAGAAACCAUACCUACAACUCUUGGGAGAGGAAGUGUCUGCUUAUCCAGGAUGUACGAAGUUGUUUUGGAAUCCAACAUCACCCAAAUUCUCUGUUCCAGUAUCUGUUAUGAAGGAAAUUCUAUAUCCAGAAUAUGAGAGUGUUCAAGCAAGCAAAAUUUUAAUUGAAAAAUUUUCAUCUGAAAGCAAGGAAAGUGUCAUUUUAAAUCAGCAUACCAGAAGUUCUAGGUUUCUUUUCCUAAGAAAAUCUGCAUCAUUUCAGAAUAUCCAAAAAUGUUACAGCAUACCAUCUUCACAAUUAAAGAGAGUAAAAUCGGCAGUUGAAUUGAGGAAAGAGGAGACCAUAACUCCAUUAGAGAUUAAGGAUGACAUACAAAGCAAUAUAAAAGAGUUGAUAUUUCAGAAAGCAAAGCAGUUGGAGCAUUGGAUGACUGAAACUGAGAAACCCACCUCUGUGAAAGAAAAUAUAGAUACUUACUUAGAUAACAUUCAGAACAGAAGCAAUUUGAGAGAUAUGUCUCUCUCUCUCAUUGAAGCAUCUAGAAAAGCUGGCAUAAGUUACAUUGUUUAUCCCAAGAAAAAGAAGAUGAAAUGGAAGAAAAGAUUGAAACUCAGUAAACUUUCAAACGUGUAUGAUGAAUUAUCCAAGCCACCAAAAGUUCUUAAAAGAUCAACAUCUCAUGGAAUCCUUCCUGGACAGAAGAAAUGUUUACUCAGAGUUCCAUUAUAUGAACGUAAAUUUCAGUGUCCCAGUCUACCUUUCUGUUUAAAUUUUGAUGAAUUUGUCCAAAGUAAGGGAGGAGUUCCAGAAAAUACUGACCCUCGAACAUGGGCUCUUGAUAUGUUCUCUAAGCAUAAACGUCAGAAGACAACCACACACAAAAAAGUUAAAAUGUCUAUCCAAAAAGACAUGUCUGAAGAAAUGAAAGAACUACCGAAACUAGAGUUGAGUGAUUCUUUGAAGUCUUGUCUUCCUCCAGAAGUCACUAAAUAUUAUGAAUCUGAAGUGGAGAUCUUGACUAAAGAAUUAAAUGAUAAGGAAAAAUAUCCUGCAUUUGCAUAUUGUAGGCGUGGAGCUAUUUAUAGGAAACUGGGAAAAUUGCAGAGUGCCAUGAAAGAUCUACAGGAAGCUAUCUUCUUGGAGCCUUUGUUUCUCAAUGCCUAUUGGCAUCGACAUUUCAUAUAUCUUUUCCAAGACAAAAUUAAUGAAGCUUUGGAUGAUUUGAAUUAUAUAAAUAAAUAUAAUAAGAAUAAUGCAGAGGCAUAUUUGUCAAAGGCAGAAAUUUUCAGGGGAAGACAAGACGUUACUUUAGCAAUUCUAAACUAUACUCAGGCAAUUAAGUGCAAGCCCACGGAUGCUGAUAUAUAUUUCAGGAGGGGGGAGAUGUAUGAAAUAGCAAACAAAAUACUGGCCAUUGAUGACUUUUCUAAAUGUAUUUUUUAUGAUCCCAAAAGAGCAGAUGCAUUACUGAAACGUGGGAUGUUUUACUAUGAAAAUGAAAACUGGAUUUCAGCCAUACAGGAUUUUACAGCUUUAUUAAAUAUAGAUCCCCAAAAUUCUCAAGCCAGGACAUACAGAGGACGAGCAUAUUUUAAACGUCAAUUUUAUAAGCAAGCCACUCAAGAUUUUUCUGUGGCAAUUCACAUAGAUCCUAAUAACUGGUUAGCACUGUAUUAUAGAGCUUGCUUAUUUAGAAAGAGUAGCCCUUUUAGAGCACUCCAGGACUACAGUGUUUCAGCUCUCAUAAAUGAUGGCUAUGAGAAUCUUGGUUGUUUCCUACAUCGUGGCAUACUCUACGCAGAUCUAAAGCUUUGGUUGCUGGCAAUCUGUGACUUUGAAACUGUUAUUUCUUUAGAAAGAACUGUUAUUUUGGCUUACAUAAAUAUCGGCCUCAUACAUAUGCUAUACUUGGAUAACUAUGUUGAAGCCAUUUGGCAUUUUUCUGAGGCUAUUAGACUCGAUCCUUUAUAUAUUCAAAGCUAUAUUUGUAGAGCAGAAACCUAUCAUAAGUUGCAUAAAUUGAAAAGGGCAGUAAGAGAGUUAUCUCGUGCCAUCCACCUUCAGCCAGAUGGAAUCCAAUUAUAUAUAAUAAGAGGACAAUAUCUUCUUAUGAUGAAAUGUUAUGAUCUUGCAAAAUUUACUAUUUAUCAAGUGGCAGAAAUGAAUAAAGGUCUCAUCGAGUUGAGUCCUAUACAGCAAGCGCUCAUUUAUUCAUUUUGUGAAAACCAUGACAAGGCCAUUCAGGUCUUGGAUGGGAUCACUUUGAACAGGCCUGAGAUCACCAUGUACACUCUAUUAGCAAAAGCCCAAAUGAAAGCCAAGAGAAACAAGGAAGCUAUGAGAAUAUUUAAAAAGGCGUUGGAUAUCUUUUCUCAUUCUGAUAAAGGACCAAAUGCCGUAGCAGCUUCAGCAGACUGUCUGUAUAACCUGGGUCUUUGUUACAUGGAGGAAGACAACGUACAAAUGGCUUUUGAUUGUUUUACAAAAGCUGUGAAAGCAAAUCCUGACUUUGCAGAAGGCUUUUAUCAGCGUGGGCUUUGUAAAGUAAAACUUCACAAGGAUGGCUCGGUCCUGGAUUUUAAUCGUGCAAUUACCAUCAAUCCAAAACAUUACCAGGCAUAUUUAAGCCGAGUAGCCUUCUAUGGUUUAAAAGGCAGAUACUCCAAAGCAAUUUUGAAUUGUAAUGAGGCCAUCAAAAUUUAUCCUCAGAGUGUGCGUGCCUAUAUCUACAGAGGAGUCCUGAAAUACUACAACAAGACUUAUAAGCUAGCGAUUACAGAUUUAACUAUAGCUAUCAACAUGGACAAAAGCAGUUACAUAGCAUUUUAUAACAGAGCAUUAUGUUAUACCAAGAUAAAUGAACUUCGAAUGGCAUUAACAGAUUAUGGAAUUGUGCUGCUUCUUGAUGCUGGAGAAACUGUGAAGUUAAAUACCUUCAUCAAUCGUGGACUCAUCUACAUAGAGUUAGAGCAGUAUACUUUUGCAUUGGAGGAUUUUAGACAAGCUGCGCUGAUAAGCAAGACCAAUGUGAACCUUUGUCAAGCCACUGCCAUGUGCUAUCACAGAAAUAAGGAGUUUCAAGAAGCUGUUGAUUUCUUCACCUGGGCUCUUAAAAUUGAUCCAUGUUUUCUGGAUGCUUAUGUUGGACGGGGAAAUUCCUACAUGGAAUACGGCCAUGAUGAAGCCACCAAACAAGCACAGAAGGACUUUCUGAAAGUGUUGCACAUUAAUCCAGCAUACACAAAAGCCAGAAUUAGUUUAGGCUAUAAUUUGCAGGCCCAAGGGAAAUUCCAGAAAGCUUGGAAUCACUUUACCAUUGCCAUAGAAAUUGAUCCAGAAUGCUACUUAGCCUAUGAAGGAAGAGCUGUGGUUUGUCUUCAGAUGGGUGAUAAUUUUGCUGCAAUUCAAGACAUUAAUGCUGCCAUAAAGAUCAAUACUACAGCAGAAUUCUUAACAAAUCGCGGUGUGAUUCACGAGUUUAUGGGUCAACAACAGAAUGCAAUGAAAGACUAUCAAGCAGCAAUUUCCCUAAACCCCACGUAUUCACUGGCUUACUUUAAUGCAGGAAAUAUCUAUUUUCACCACAGGCAGUUUUUCCAGGCUAGUGACUACUUCUCAAAGGCUUUGAAGUUUGAUCCAGAAAAUGAAUGUGCUACCAUGAAUCGAGCUAUUGCAAAUACAACAUUAAAGAAAUAUAAAGAAGCAAAAGAAGAUUUCGCAUGUGUGGUUGAAAGAUGUCCCUUUUGGGCUGCAGUAUAUUUGAACAGAGCACACUUCUACUGUUGUUUAAAGCAAUAUGAACUAGCUGAGGGAGACCUAAGUAAAGCCCUGUCUUUGAAGCCUGAUGAUGCUCUCAUAUAUAGUCGUAGAGCAGAAGUUCGUGGUAAAAUAGGUCUGAUUGAAGAAGCUAUGGCUGACUACAUUCAAGCACUUGAUCUUCAAGAGUGUGCUCCUGUGACCUGAUAACACAGACCAUGGUUUCGGCAGUGGUCUACAUAGCUCUUCUUCCAGAAGCUGAAAACUUCUUUGUUUGAAAGGUUGCACUACCUUCCUUAUCGUAUUCAUUAUGAUUUGCUAUCUACAUGACCCUUUAGUGCAUUUUUGACAAUAUAUUUAUAUUAUA